This is a messenger RNA of Hippocampus zosterae (dwarf seahorse), 6076 nucleotides long. It is a transcript of the gene reck, whose product is annotated as reversion-inducing-cysteine-rich protein with kazal motifs. Gene Ontology annotation, biological process: blood vessel maturation; sprouting angiogenesis; extracellular matrix organization. Bases 144 to 3023 code for a protein of 959 amino acids. The record is from RefSeq and is a predicted model, not a curated record. Gene Ontology annotation, cellular component: plasma membrane. NCBI's taxonomy places the organism in Eukaryota, Metazoa, Chordata, Actinopteri, Syngnathiformes, Syngnathidae. Gene Ontology annotation, molecular function: metalloendopeptidase inhibitor activity; protein binding. The transcript is spliced from 21 exons.
UGGUGGUGGAGGUGGGGGUGCGGGAGGGGGAAGAAAGGCUGUCUAAGAGGGAGAGCGAGAGAAACGGAGGUUCAUGGACCAUGUCACAGCGUCAGGCUUCCCCGUGUCUUCUCGUCCACGAUGCACUUUAGGAUUUCAAUAAGAUGCGUGUGUGUUUGCAGAUAAUCGGCUUCCUCUUCGCCGCAAACUUUUACCUCCCGCCGCUCCAAGCUCAGGAUCCCUCCUGUUGCCACCAUGCUGCCGAGUUCUCCCCUUGCAAAGAAGCUUGUGAUCAGCUCGCCACAAUAAAGAGUGAGUCGCGUUUGAAGCAUCUCCUGCAGAGGUUGCCAAGUUACUGUCCAGAGUCAAUGAAUGAGCUGUGGGUUUGCAUCAACUCGACACUUCCAGGAGUAUCAAGAAAGUCAGACAGCUGGGUAGGGCUCGGUUGCUGCGAGCUCGCUAUCUCAUCUGAGUGCCGCAGGGAAUGCAGACAGGCGUCAUCCAAAAACGACCUAACAAAAGUAUGCAAAAAAGUCACUGAGAAUCCUCUACACAGCUGUAUCACCAAAAAUGAAAUGGGCUCCACGUGUUGCAGCUAUGCGGGGCGUCACACCACCUGUCGGGAGUACUGUCAGGCCAUCUUCAGGACAGACUCCACCCCGACCGUGUCUCAAAUCAACGCCGUCAAAGAGUACUGUCAGAGCCACAGCGCUCAGCUGCUCAGCUGUGUCAGCAAUUUCACCAAGUCCUACCCGAUACGCAGCCCUAUAGACAGUCUGUACUGCUGUGACCGAGCCGAGGCUACCCACUGUCAAGUGGCUUGCCGGCGAAUCCUCCGUACCUUGAGCACGGAGCACGAGAUCAUGGAGGGCUUGAUUGACGAGUGCGGCUCCCAGCCUCUGCCCCAAGACCCCAUGUGGCAGUGCUUUCUGGGGAGCGCCCAUCCCCCUUCCCCGACCGAAAAAGAAGUCCCGCAUCCUGCCAAAAUGGACUGUGCCAAACUGCAUUGCUGCUCCAAGGCUAACACCUCACUUUGCAGGGACAUGUGUCAAGAGAUCAGCACAAACUGGGGCAGCCAGACGUGGCAAGACUUUGACCAGCUGUGUGAGUACAACCCGGUGGAGACGGAGCUGAUCAACUGCCUGGCUGAUGUCAGGGAGCCCUGCCAGUUGGGCUGCAAGGAGCUUUCCUAUUGCACCAACUUCAACAAUAGGCCGACGGAGCUGUUUCGCAGCUGUAACAUGCAGUCGGACCAGGGAGCUAUGAACGACAUCAAGCUGUGGUCCAACGGAACCAUCAAGAUGCCUUUUAUGAACAUUCCUGUGCUCGACAUCAGGAAGUGUCUGCCGGAUAUGUGGAAGGCGGUUGCUUGCUCCCUGCAGAUCAAACCCUGUCACAGCAAGUCCAGAGGGAGCGUCAUAUGCAAGUCAGAUUGUGUGGAAAUCCUGACCCAGUGUGGGGACAGAAAACGUUUCCACGACGGACAAACACCUGAGAGGAUAUGCGAGCUUCUGUCGCCCAUCGAUGACCCCGAACGCUGCAUUCCACUGCACAGAUACCUCACCCCAAGUUCCCUCGGAAACAGCGUUGUUGAAGAGGUCAUCCAUCCAUGCAACCCGAACCCUUGCCCCAGCAACCACUUAUGCCAGGUCAACAGGAAGGGUUGCCUCGAUGAGCUCAACUGCCAGCCGUUUCUCUGCGCGCCAGGAUGUAAACUCGGCGAGGCUUCAGACUUUCUGGUGCAGCAGGACGCUCGCUUACAAGUGCCGACUCGCACCGGCCCGGCCGGGUGCUACGAGGUCUGCACUUGCGGUGCCAGCGGGCGCCUGGAGAAUUGCGUGGAGAUGCCGUGCGUGGAUACCAACAAGGCUUGCGUCGUGGGAGGACAGAAGAUGAAUCACGGGGUGUCUUAUCGACUAGACUGUGACACCUGCUUCUGCUUUGCUGGCCACCCCAUCUGCUCCGACAGAGAAUGUCUCAACAUUGAGAGCUCAGACGAAGACCGCCUACAUUUUACUGGUCUUCCAUGUAACUGUCCAGACCACUUCAUCCCAGUGUGCGCUUCCAACGGCCGCACGUACCCAAGUGCCUGUGUGGCUCGCUGUAUGGGUUUCAUGGACCAUCAGUUUGUGUUUGGCCAGUGCCGUUUCACUAAUCCCUGCGCCAGUAAACCCUGCCAGAGAAACCAGAGGUGCAUUCCAAAAUAUCAAGUUUGCCUGAGCGACUUGUCGGACUGCCCGCAGUACGAAUGCGUCGGCCGGCAGUCGGCCUGUGACAAGAACAGCGUGGAGCCAGUCUGCGAUACCGACGGUCACAUUCACACCAGUCUGUGCCAGCUCCAGCAAGCUGGCAAAACCCUUGCCUACAUGGGCCACUGUCAGGAAGACUGCAAGAGCCGACAGCAAGUUUGUGGCCACAAUGGCGAAACCUAUAAUACGGUGUGUGAGGCCUACUCAGACCGAGUGGCUCCCGACUAUGACGGACACUGUCAGGCUGUCGGGGCCAUUUCCGGCACGGCAGCGGACACUGCCUGCAGUCUCAUUUCCUGUCCACGUCUGUCACCUCCAGGCUGCCAGCCUGUCACGCCCCCAGGAGCCUGCUGCCCAAUCUGUGCCAGUAUGCUGCAGGUCCUCUGGAACAAAGAACAAAUGAAUACGUUCUCAAAGUUAAAUAAGAACCAGCCAGUGUCAGUCCACGAUGUCCUGCGAAUGCUGCGACUUCACGUGUCCGUCCCACAGUGCGAUGUUUUUGGCUACCUCAGUAUUGAUCACGAGCUGGUGAUCCUCAUUGCGCCUGUGGAUCAGCAUCCAACACCUCUGCAGAUUGAAGCCUGCAGCAAAGAAGCCGAAAAGAUCGAUUCCCUCAUCAACUACGCCAGUCCAACACUCGUUUCCCACAUUCCCCUCUCUGCUCUCGUUGCCUCUGAGACCCAGACGUCUUCCGUCAACUCUUCCGGUGGGGUUCGACGAUCGCCUCCGCACCCCACGCUGUGCCUUCUCCUGGGUCUCUUCCUGGCUGCAGCCUUGAGUCCCCAACUGCUGUAAAUACCCAUUAUUGCCCUCUCUUUUCCCCUGUUAUCAUUUCUAUGGCCAUCUUGCAGAAGGAAACCAUGGCGGCACCUUCGGACAAUCAUAAUUAAUUGACUUGCCAGCGUGUAAAACAAUCAAGGUGGAAAAUCUACGAAUAUGAAAAGCUUUGUACAUACAGUAUUAUGAGUGGAUGAGUUCCUCACUUUAUGGUAUGCACAGGUGGGCCUGUGAGUACAGUGUUACGCUGUGAAAACCUCUUGUGGCAUCUUGGUGCCAAAGAACUAUGUUGAGGUGCGAGGAGGAGAUUCAUUUAGAUAGGCGAUCGCGCUUUCUAUUUAAAAAAAAAAUAGUGCUUGGCGACUAUCGUGUGGCAUCUAUAGGCAAAUGAUAAACCUAACGAGGGGGCCGAAUGUUUGGUUUAUAUGUCAGGGGUCAAUCCUAAUCCCCCACAAAUUGUGGUGGAACACUGUAUGUUUGAGUGUGUGUGACUAUGUGGUUUGUUUGAGAAGCAUCCGGCUUCAAAUGAACAGUGUUAAAUCCCAGCAUGAAGCUCUUCUCUGACAUUCGUUUGCUCAGAAUUGUAUUAGCCAUUACGGUCAAUAUAAGACUUUUUUGUAUGCGUUUACUCUUAAAUUCUCAUACACACGUCAGCCUGGUUGUUGUUGAAGAGUCCGUAUUUUGCCAUACGGCAGUACCAGCGAUCGAUCCAAACGUGCGGUAUACCUCUAUUAGCGUUUGAAUCACAACGCUCAACAGUGUUUGAGGAGUAUCUUACGUUUAUGCAGCUGGUGUGGGAAUAAAUGUGCAUUUUCCUUGCAACUAACUGGUGACCCCGUUCUGGCUAAAGUCCAGCUUCCUGGUGACCCAAACGAAAAGGAAACGAUCGUAUUCAUUGUAGUGCUGACAUGCUUCACACAUUAGUUCACUUUCUUGACCAAAGAUAAUCUCAGACUUGUAUGGAUUACAGAUCCCUAAAUCUGUGAGGAGGGGCUCUAAAUGAAUAUGUCGGAUGCAUCAUCAAGGUGAAGGACAAUAUGUAUUUUGUAUGUUGGUUUAUAACUAUUGCCUAUAUGUGAAAAUCUCCAAAUUGCCUUAAUCUUUUGGGGGGAGCGGUCCACCAUAGUUUCACAGAAUAUUUACUAAAACGUGUUCUCGUAAUUGGAGUUCAUUCCAAUAUGAUAUAUUUCCAUGGAAACUGUCCAACAUUGAAAUGUGGGUGCAAUUAUACAGCCGUAGUUUUAAGUGUCGCCAUUACAGCGUUAAACGUGCCUCGGGUGACUUUUCAGGUGUUUCUAGAAUUAUUAUUUUUUUCGGGCCUUUGUGAUGUAAACUCUUUGCGUCAUCCAGUUUACAGGGCUGGGUUGAAUUUGGCACACUCAAAAUGAAUGGGAAUUCCAAAGAGCACACUUUUUCUUUGUGUACACAGUAUUACGUACGUUCAGGUUCAGAACCAACUGAAGAGAGGAACAUUAAUGUUUCGCGCAACCCGGUUUAUCGUUGUGUUCAACCACAGCGUAAAAAUAAAAUAAAUAGUGCAUUACACAUAUAUAAAUAUUUCUCUCUGUCUUCACUGUCUUUAGUAUUCUGAACUAUUGUUUUCAUGGCUGUCUUUUCUUUCUUUUGGGUAGUGGGGCGGGGGGAUGUUACCGACUCAGGAUAUGCACUAAAUGUUGCUUUAAUACAAGAAAAUCGUAUUGAUUGAUUAUUAUUAGUAUUAUGGUCCCGGUUGACGCAGACCCAAACCCACAGAACCUGAAACAUAAGGACUUGAGGCAUGGGAUGAGGAUACGAUGGCUUGAGCCAUUUUGUUUGGGUAUAUGAAGGUUUGCAACAUGAACAAGAUGCUGGUGGGUUAUGGGUUGAGAAAUAAAAAACAAAAAGGUGGAUGAUGUCCUUCUCAUGUGCCAGGCAAAGCUGCUCUCAAACCACAGAUGAUAUGAUUUAAUAUAAUCGUGGAUAUACUGGCUAAGGUGUGCUCCUUCCUGAUAAAAACCCGGGCAUCGCCCCCCCCCCCCCCCCCACCCCUACUCCACUUUUUUUGUGUGUGAGGCCAGUAGCUCUUAAGUUUAAAAUAUUAAAAGGGAUUUCAUCCAUUUACAGUACAAACUAAAAGCCAUCUGAUAACAAGACAAUCAGCUUCUCACUACCUACACUCCGCCUGGGGUAGAGAUUUCCACUGUAUGCCUUGCAUCAUAGUGUCUUACGAAGUAUUAUUACGAAUGCAAUAUCUUCUCGUUAAGAAAUUUCUCUGUAUUUGUAUAAGUAUGAAAAUGUUUAAGAUAUCAUGUGUGCCAUGUUUUUUUUAAUAAAUAGAUGUUAUUUUUUGUGCAUGAUGAUCGUAAUGACGUGAUUUUAAUCCAUUUGCGUUGUGUUAUUAGCAUUAUCUAAAGGUGCCCGUGCAGCACUCAUGUCCCAGUAUUGACCAGUAUUACUGUGCUAGGCAGAUGAAUUCAGGGUACAAAGGAGUAUUCGGGCCACAGUGGGAAGAAUAAAGUCAAAUUUGAGAACAAAUGAUUUGUAUUUGUGAAGAUAAAGUUGCAUUUUUAGGAGAAUUCAGCCAAUAGUAAUAUUUUAGAAUAAAGUUGUGUAUUUAUGGGAAUAAAAUCUGAAUUUUAUAGCGUGAAUGUAAACAUUUCCCAUCUUACGACUUUAGUCUUGUAAUAUUAGGACUUGCUUCUCACACAAUUUCGACUUUAUUGUUCUAAUAUUUCAAAAUGAUUCCAGUUAUAUUCAUUUUGUUCACUCCUUCAUAACAAGGAAACCUCACCUGGCUCAUAUUAUUGUAUGUAUCUAUUAUUAUUCAUGUCCAGUUUGUCAUAACUGAAUGUUUUUGUUUGUUCAUGCCAACAUUGGUUAUGCUGUCUUUAAAAAAAAUGUGUAUACCAUGUUUCCCUUUCAACAGAGGGAUGGAUCUAAAAGUCUUUCCAUACAUACUUGGCCGACUUUUCAGGACUGAAAUACAAAAAAUGUUGCAAUUAAGAUGUGAAGAUUGAAAUGAAUAUAAUGUGUCAGAACAGCAUGGCAAUGGCUAAAGUUUAAAAAAAAUUAAAAUAAAAAGAUGAGAAAAA